AUGGCGUCCUUCGCCCCCGUCUACAACCCGCCCACCUCUCACCAGUCUUUUCUCACACGCGAGCAAAAGCGUGAGCGCAAGCGCAAACGAGAUGCGGGCGGCGACGGCGACAACGAUGGAGACGUAUCCUCAGACGAGCAAUCUCCGCUGCCGAAAGACGAAGACGAGGACCAACCCCGAGUGCCGCACCCGGUCAAUAAGACGGAUCCUUACUACGUCGCCGGACAUCCAAGGGAACAGCCUCUGCCUCGUGGAAAUUUCCCGCAUGCCGCAAUCAAGGAAGCCAGGCAGACUGAUGAAGUGCCCAUUGAGGAGGAGAUCGCACGGUUGAACCCGCCUCUUUUCGUGUCGAAAUAUACACCCCAAGACAAGCAUGGCUCGCUCAAACGGCGGCAUCUUGAUAAUUUGACUGCCGUCUUGCAUCAGUGCAUGCUUCGUGGCGAUUGGAAACGUGCGUCUCGUACCUGGGGUCUGAUCCUACGUACUGAAGUCCAAGGUCGCGGUAUAGAUGUCCGCCAGAAUGGACGCUCGUUAGUCGGUGCAGAACUACUCAUGCGACGCAAUCAAACUCUGGAACAGCGGCAAGUACGACCUCCAAGCUCAAGCAGUGCUGAUAGCAACCUACAGCGCAGUAAUCACGAUGAUGAUGCCAUGCUGCCAGUCAUAUCCGACGAGGGCUUCAAGACGGCCCGAGACUACUACGAGCGGCUGAUCUUGCAAUAUCCGUACCUGCAACGGGCACCUCACUCUGCAAUCAAUGCCCUGGCCAUCUAUCCUGCAUUAUUCAAUGUGUGGAUGUACGAAGUACAAAGUCGAGCAGACCGAGCACGUCGAAAGAUUGGUGUGGUGCCUGGUUCUGGCGAGUCUGAUCUUGAUCGCAGUCCGGGGCGCGAUGACGAGAAUGAUGCAGUCGAGCGGAAGAAAGGCUUCAACCAGAUCAGAAACCAAGAACUCCAGCAGGCUGUCCCAAUCGCCCAGCGAAUGGACGAACUCGUCCUGAAUCCGCCGUAUGACAACAGCUUGGAACUCUUGGACCAGCGAGGUAACCUUGCACUCUGGCUGAGCGAGAUGCACCGUGACAUGUCUAAGAUUUACCUGGAAAGCCUGAGCGGUACCUCUUCUGACGACGACGGUCCGCCAAUGAACAGAUACGAGUUUCGAGCGUCCAAGCGAUGGCACGAACAGGAAGCUAAGAAGGAAAGAGAUAAGGCGACAAAGAUCUUCCAGCAACUGGCCGACGCAAAGGUGGAUGUUCCAGAGGAUAUCGUCGCUUUCUUACAAGAGGAUUUCGAAGAAGUACCUGACAAGGAAGACAGCGGUUGA
Molecule: messenger RNA, 1323 nt
Organism: Zasmidium cellare ATCC 36951
Lineage: Eukaryota; Fungi; Ascomycota; Dothideomycetes; Mycosphaerellales; Mycosphaerellaceae
Exons: 1
Coding region: 1-1323 (440 amino acids)
Biological process (GO): nucleolar large rRNA transcription by RNA polymerase I; transcription initiation at RNA polymerase I promoter
Cellular component (GO): RNA polymerase I core factor complex
Molecular function (GO): TBP-class protein binding; RNA polymerase I core promoter sequence-specific DNA binding; RNA polymerase I general transcription initiation factor activity
Source: RefSeq, a predicted model, not a curated record